Molecule: messenger RNA, 2518 nt
Organism: Hevea brasiliensis (rubber tree)
Lineage: Eukaryota; Viridiplantae; Streptophyta; Magnoliopsida; Malpighiales; Euphorbiaceae
Product: B3 domain-containing protein Os01g0723500
Exons: 7
Coding region: 291-2117 (608 amino acids)
Molecular function (GO): DNA binding
Source: RefSeq, a predicted model, not a curated record
CCAGCCUCUCUGGCGCGCUUGAAACACACGCUCCAGAUAGACACAGGCCAAUGGCCAAUGCACCUGCGCAGUCCUCACCCUUGCGGCCGGUGAUAAUAAUAACUCGCCAAAGCUCAGUUCCACCCCAUACCGCAUGAAACUACCCAUUACUCUCACUCCUUUAAAUCAUAGUCUAAAAUUCCCCUCGAUUUUGCUGUUUCUUUCUUCAAUUCUUAUUUUCCCAUGUUAUCUCGUGGCCAGAAAUUUGUCAGAUUUUGCUGUUUGGGGUAAAACGCCUGUGACUUGUUUUCAUGGCGAAAGAGAAUCAAGCGGAGAUGGUUAAUGCUAGGCGGCCUUGUUUCUUCGAGAUUUUCUCCUCUAAUUUAACCUCGGAUCGACUGAGAAUACCUGCAGAAUUCACCAAACAUAUGGAAGAACGAAUAUCUGGAUCAGUUUCUUUAACUGGCCCUAGUGGGAACGUUUGGCCAGUUAACUUAACUCAACAGGACAAUGAUAUAUUCCUUGAUCAUGGAUGGCCAACUUUUGUGAAAGAUCAUCUUAUAGAAUGUGGUGACGUUUUAGUUUUCAGAUAUGAUGGAGAAUUGUGUUUUUCGGUGCAAAUAUUUGAUGUAAGUGGAUGUGAGAAAGAAGCUGCAUUUCAUUCCAAAUGCAGCCAAGAUCCCAACCAGUUUGGUAGAAGUAUUGGGCAGAAGAGAGAAAGAGAGGGAAAAGCUGCAUCUUCAGAUAAGAGUUGUGAAUAUUUGUUGAAAAAAGUUAGGGGAGACUCUUCUGAACUGUAUUCAGAACAUAUAAACAAAAACUUGGGGGCUGGAGUGAUUAUAAGUAACAAGGAAGGAUGCCAGCUUGAGGAGGUAAUUACAGCUAAAAAAUGCCGAGAAGAGAAUUCCUACCAUGAACAAUGUUUUAGUCCAUGCCCAAUUUCUGUCAUUCCCUCUCAAUCAAAAACUUGCUAUCAAAAUUCCGAGGCAGACAUCCAGAAAAGAAUUGGCAAAGAUGAAAAUCUACCUGACAGGGUGACUGGGUCAAUAUUGUCACAACGUGAGAAAAGAGUUGCACAGUCUUUUAUCUCUUGCUUUCCUUAUUUUGUGAGGAUCAUGAAAAGGUUCAACAUCAGUGGUUCAUACACUCUGAAUAUACCAUAUAAAUUUUCUACAGCUCAUCUUCCAAAUUGCAAAACAGAAAUUGUCCUUCGCACUGUCAAAGGAGCAUGUUGGACUGUGAAUUCCGUCCCAACAACAAGAGUUCACACAAGUCAUACUUUCUGCGGAGGAUGGAUGGCAUUUGUUCGCGGUAAUGACAUCAAAAUGGGAGAUGUUUGUAUUUUUGAACUUGUGCGCAAAUGUGAAUUGCGUGUCUUUAUUCUUCGAGUUGGAAAGGAAGUUCUGGAAAACCAAAGUGGAGAAGUGGCGUCUAAUGAGGUAAGUGUUGGUUGCACAGCCAUGUCUCAUGAAAGUGAAAGUUUUCCAAAGAAAUCCAGAAAAAAUGCUUUAAAGGUCCAUUCACGGCUCAUCACAAAGGUAGAAAUUUGUGAUAAGAAGGGAUCUAAUAAGAGUCAAGCAGCAGCAAUUUCCAAUCACACAAGGAAACGUAGCAAUGUAAAGAAGAGUUCUGCCAGUGCUCUGCUGUGCUUUCAGUCAAGAGCUAGCAAGGAAAAACUGGUGCAAACAGAGGUGGCCAUUAACAGUGGAAAGAAUUUAGAUGUGAGUUCUCAUGAUGGAGCUGGUGGGAGAAUGAUGUUAGCACUCAAUGAAGAGAAAGCAGCCAAGUCUUUUAACUCAGGUUUUCCUAAUUUUGUCAGAAUUAUGAGGAAGUUCAACACCAGUGGUUCGUAUACUCUGAAAAUCCCUCACCAGUUUUCUGCAGCACAUCUCCCCAACUGCAAAACAGAGGUAGUCCUUCGUAAUUCACAAGGAGAAUGCUGGACAGUGAAUUCAGUCCCAGACUCAAAAGGGCGAAGUGUACAUACAUUCUGUGGAGGAUGGAUGGCCUUUGUUCGUGAUAAUGAUAUCAAAAUGGGGGAUGUCUGCAUAUUUGAACUUGUUAGUAAGUGUGAGAUGCUAGUGCAUAUAUCUGGAGUUGGAGGAAAAGCACUCCAGCUCAUUCACGAGGCAUGUUGAACAGUUGAAGAAUUCAAUCAUCGCCAAACAAAUAUUUGGGUUGGGCUUCAUUUUCGUGUUCAGAAGAUCCAACAAGGUGAUAUUUACAUUUUUUGGGCAGAGGGGCAAGUUGAAGUGCUUUGUACGUGCACACUGAAGGAACGAAAUAUUGCUGAAGGAAGUGGAAACAUCUUAUCCGUUUUGUGUUUCAAUUCUAUGCUUCCUUGGUGAAAUAUUGUUCCCAACUAAUCCUUUUACCAAGAAGCAACCACCUUGAAUGUACAUGCAACGUAUCCUCAGUGCUUCUGUUCAUUUUAGCUUGUAAUUGUAGCCCAGCAUGCGCUGAAGAAAAACUGCAGUUGUCUAUAACUGUAAAAAUUGGGUAUUCGGACUUGGAAAUUAAACUUAAUUCUAUAAGCAAA